ACUAGAGUUGAUUUUUCUUUCUAUCUGAAUGGAUAGGUCGUACAUCUGAAUUCUUAAUAUAUGGGCAGGGACAACAACGAAAUGCAGUCAUUGAGGCCAUUCGAUUAUUAGAAAAUGGAAAAAAUAGGUCAAAAGAUGGUGCAUCGUUGGUUGGUGAAGAGUCCAAAGGCGUACUAACACCCAAACAGUUCAAGGAUAAGGCAAAGAAAUGGCAAAAGUUUGUGACUCAGGCCAAAGCCUCGGGAAGAACUUCUGCUGAUUAUUGCGAACUGGGCAAUGAGAUAGGCGCUGAAAUUCUUGUGCAUUACAAUAGCAUAUUAAAAUCUUGUAAUGCUCUGGAUUAUCAUGACUUAAUCAGCUGUUCAGUGAAGCUCCUCACUGAUUUUCCUGAAGUUUUCAGAGAGUGUCAGGAUUCAUGGAAAGCCAUUGUUAUUGAUGAGUUCCAAGAUACCAGUACCAUGCAAUACAAACUUCUGAGGAUUCUGGCCUCCCAUCAUAAAAUAACAAUUGUCGGUGACGAUGAUCAGUCCAUUUUCAGUUUCAAUGGAGCUGAUGUUUCUGGAUUUAUGUCCUUUCGCAAGGAUUUUCCUAACUACAAAGAGAUUAGGCUUAACAAAAACUACCGGUCCACACGCUGCAUUGUAGAAGCUGCAUCUUCUCUUAUUCGAAAUAAUGCUAAGCGAUGUCAAAUGAAGAAUGUUCUUACUGAUAACUCUUCUGGAUCCAAGAUAGUUGUAAAGGAGUGUAACAAUGAGGAUGCACAAUGUGCAUUUGUUGCUGACAAAAUUAUAGAAAUUUCAUCUAGUCAUUCAGAAACUACCUGUUCUUUUGGUAACAUUGCGAUUCUUUACCGUAGGCAGAUAUCAGGAAAAGCCUUUCAAAUUGCGUUUCGUGAUAGGAAAAUACCAUUUAACAUUCAUGGGGUGGCUUUUUACAGAAAAAAGGUGGUGAGAACUAUUAUUGCCAUGCUUAGAACAGCACUGCCUGUUUGUGAUGAUAGCUCAUAUAUCCGUGUCUUUAAGGCUUUACUGCAAUUUGAGAAAGAUCAAAAAAAGAGGGUGAUUGAUCAUAUCAACAAGAUUUCAACUAUUAGAAAAUGCAGUUUCAUAUUAGCUGCUAGUGACAUAUUUAGUGCAAAGAUUUCUGGUACCUUUAAAAGGAGUGAGCUUACCCAUGGAAGGAAGGUUCUGACUACUCUAGAGAUGAUAUCGAAACUUGUUCUCAGGGAAAAAUCAAUCUCAGCUAUCAUAACUAGUGUGGCAGACUUGAUACCCGAGAAAUACCUUCUGGAGAAACGGGCAAGUGUUGAUGUUGAUGGAGGGACAUUGCUGAAUGAAGACUACGAUAUCAGAUCUGUUCGUCAAUACUUGCUGGAUGAUGUCUCUGAGUUUUUAUCUACUAAAUUUCUUGAGAUAAAAGAGAAAAGGGAAAUAUCAGAAGACAAAGGCUGCAGUUUUAUGCUGAAGGCAUUCCUAGAUUUUUUAUUUGAGCGCGAAACAGAGAACUUUCGUGCUCGGAGGAAGGAUAAUGAAAAUUCUGUGACAUUGACAACCAUUCAUCAGGCAAAAGGUUUAGAGUGGGAUGUUGUCUUCAUAGUUAAGGUAAAUGAAUCUGAGAUUCCUCUACUACAUGAUUACAAAGGCAUUAUAAAGGAGACAGGGGCAUUAGUUGAGGAAGAAAGACGUUUGUUAUAUGUUGCAAUGACGCGUGCUCGGCAAAAGCUUUUCAUUCUCCAUGUUAUGAUGGACUCAAAUUGGCAGAUGCUUCAACCUUCACGAUUUCUGAGAGAAAUCCCCAAUCAUCUUUUAGAGGUUCAGGGCGAAAUGAAUAUACAAGUACAACUAAAGCAAGAAGCUGUUCAAAAGGAAAAUGCCAAGCUUAAUGCCAAUGAGCUGCUAAAAGAGCAACAGUUUGAAGAAGAGGUGGUCCCCAUGCCUAAUGACUUACUCAAUAGUCAUAUUACCGAGUCUUCCAAUGAGCUUGCAGAAUUUGAAGAGGCAAACAAUGGGAAUACUUUCUUAAGAAGGUUCCUCUUCCAUAUUGUGAAAUUCAAUGUUGAGGACAGAUCUGUUGUUUCCCAUUUAUUCCAUAAAUGGGCCAAGAAGAAAGCAUUUCAAGAUCAAAAGAGAUUGCUUGACAAGGUUGGUUUUGUAAUUGAGGAACGCCUUAGAGAUAAGAGAAACAAACACAAGGAUUUGUUGAAUAAACUAAAGUUGUGUUUAUGCUCUGAGGAGGCAUUUCAGUAUGCUCAACAUGUUUUGAGAUGGGAGCAAAUCCCUGCUGAUAAACGUGCUCAUCUUAUGAGGGAAAAACAGGAACAUUUCUUGAAGCAGAAGAUUGAGAAUGCGAUGGGUUCGGCAGCACCAACUGGCAAACAGAUUUCUUAUUUGAAAAAACUAGGUUGCACGGUGACCCCUACGUCAAAGCUCCAUGCGUCCCAUCUUAUUGAACAAUACAAAUCAUUGUAAAAAAUUUAGAAGUGCCAUCUUUUAUUUCCCCUUUUUCGGCCCCUUUGUAAUGUAUCCGUGAGUAUUGGAAGCCCAAGCUAGUCCUCAACCUUGUAUAAUAUAUUUCCUAGGCUGCAUCCAACUUUGGUGAAAUAUGUGUAUAGAUGUGCUAUUUUAACUUAUAUAAUGUAAGGUUAAAAUUUUGCCAAUUUCUAUGUUAUGGACCAAUUACUUUCGUUACU
Messenger RNA from Arachis ipaensis, 2689 nucleotides. The record is from RefSeq and is a predicted model, not a curated record. Lineage: Eukaryota; Viridiplantae; Streptophyta; Magnoliopsida; Fabales; Fabaceae.